Molecule: messenger RNA, 2190 nt
Organism: Symbiodinium natans
Lineage: Eukaryota; Dinophyceae; Suessiales; Symbiodiniaceae
Source: the annotation of a GenBank genome assembly
AUGGGUUGCACAUGUGCCAGCAGCAGUGGCAACAGCGCAUGCGAUUUAGAAUGCAAAGAGGAUAUCUAUGUUGGCUUCCACGAAGUCGCGGACCUGCUCAACCAAGAUGGGCCAUGCUCCAACAAUAUGAGUUCGCCCCUCCUGGGCAAAGACAAUGACUUGGAGACUUCGGAAGAGUCUUCAGUGGAGGAAGACACUGAGGAGGAACACAAAGACCAAGACGAGCAAAAACCCAUGCCGUGGAUUCGGUUUGCAGCUUUGUGGGUGUGUGUCAGCCUGGCAGCAGGUGUGCUACCUGGUCAGUCACUCUUCGCGCAGAUGUUCGCGGACGCUGGCGUGUUCAGCUCCAGCUGUGUGGACGGAAAGCCGGGAUGCACGGAUCAGUAUCUCGUUCUCACCACCGUCUUCGGCAUCGGCCAGAGCCUCGCAUAUGGCUUUUCUGCCCCAAUCGGCUUGCUCUUUGACCGAUGGGGCCCAAUGGUCAUGGGGGUAGUGGGAGCCCUCUUUUGUGCCAUCGGCAUGUUGAUGGUCUCUGGAUCUGUUGUGGGUGCUGCCGCGGGCCACGACGCGCAGACCUCAUACUUGUUUCUCAUGGGCACUUUCAUCUGUGAUUUCGGUUCUCUCCUCAACAGCUUUUCGUUCAUGGGCCUCAUCUGGCACUUUCCCGGGAAGCAGACGGUAGUGCUCUCCCUGAUCAAUGCCACAUACCAAGCCUCUGCGCUGCUACCCAUGGUUGUGCAAGCGGCCAUGGAACAGUACCACUUCACCCUGUCCAGCAUCAUGUUCGCUUGGACAGGCGUUGUCUUUGCAACCGUCUACUUCUGCUGGCUGUUGACGCCCUCGCAGGCAGAGUAUUACCAACAGGCGAAGAAGGUUCUCGGCAUGCCACUGCCGAAGCCCCCAACGGAGCUGAAGCCAUGUGAAAUGAUGUCACGUUGCAUCGAGGUUCUGCAGCAGCAUCGUCAGGACCACUGGGUCUCUGGCUUCACGUUGUCACUGGGUUUGAUCAUGCCCUUGCUGUACUCUUCAGAAGCAGCUCCCUACGGCGAGGUUCUCUUUGGUCACAAGGCCGAUGGCGAGAAGCUUGCAGAGGUCAAUGUUCUCUGCACUGCGAUAGUAGGCUUGGUAGUGGGCCCCUUCGUGGGGAGAUUCGCAGACGCGUUUGGCCUGCAGGCCAUCAUUGUGAUCUUGGCGGUCCUGCAGGGAGUGGCUGUCACAUUGGUAGGUUUGGCGAGUUGGCCCGCGCAGAUCGUUUGCGCUGUUUCCCAGGUGCUCUUCAUGGCACUGUGGGCCCUCUUGAUAACGAGAUAUAUACUCCUCUACUCGCCUCCAAACCGACUGGGUGCUGUGAACGGGGUGUACACGUUGGGCGUGGUGCUCAUUGGCACCCCGAUGCAGCUGGUGAGUUUUUGGGCGACCUCCGUUCUGCCACCAGGCCCAGGUGCAUAUCGGCUCCCAAUGCUUGUAUCGGGAGGCAUAGGCAUGCUUGCCAUGGCCUUUUACGCCUUCUACUAUCAGCGCCACCCCGCUCCCCACACUCCGCCGUUGCUUCCGGAGGAUGAAUCUGAGUUGGCGAAGGGCUUCGGUUGCGGAACGCUGGACGAGGUGUGUGAAGUGACUCAGACCAAGAGCAAGGCGGAGCUCGUGCGGAAGUUAGCCUCCUCAAAGCCGGAGGACAUGCAGAGCCUCCUCAAGAGCAUCGAUGUGCAGAAGAUGAUGGAGAUCAUGUCAAGGCGGCCCGUUGAGCAUCUCGCCGAGAUGAUCGAGGAGAACGACGAGGAGAUCAAGGAGGAGAAUGACGAGGAGGUGGGACCCGCGACUCUUGUGGUGCCGGAAUUGGGGCCAAGUCCGACAUCUGGCUUGCGUGCGGCCACUGAUGCUGAGUCGUACUAUCGCUCGCGUAGCAGCUAUUUUGCCCGGAUUAUCGCAACAGGUGACAAAGGGGCGGUGCGGGACUACUUUCUCAAUGAGCCCGUGGAUGACAUUCGCUACGUCGCUCUGUACAUGGCCGAGCGCCAGUCUCCUGCGGAGCAGAUGCAGCAAGAUAAAGCCUUGAACAAGUUGAUCUCAGGCAAAGAGUUCGCCGCCAUUCUUCGCCGACGCCCGGAGCUAAAGCCUUUCGCUCUAAGCCUGAUCGUGCAGGAGAUGGCAAAGAAGAUGGCUCCGGUCAAUGGCCGGAAGAAGAUGUGA